ACCCGGCGGGGCUCUGGAGAGGCGCCGCUUGCUCGUCCCUGGAGCCGCCCAGCUGCCGCCGCCUCCGCCCUCCGCUCGCGGUGAGCCCGUCAGUCCCCGCACCGUGCGCUCCUCCGUCUGGGCCAUGGAUGGCGGGGAUCUGAUGAGCUUCUUUCUUCUGGUGUCGUUAACGGACCUUUUACCAUGAACAAUUCUACUCCUACAGGUGUGUAUGCUAAUGGGAAUGACAACAAGAAAUUUAAAGGAGAUAGACCUCCCUGUUCGCCUUCCCGUGUUCUCCAUCUUCGCAAAAUUCCAAGUGAUGUCACCGAAGCAGAGGUCAUAUCAUUAGGUCUACCAUUUGGCAAAGUUACUAAUCUUUUGAUGUUGAAAGGAAAAAGCCAGGCUUUCUUAGAAAUGGCUUCUGAGGAAGCUGCUGUUACUAUGGUGAAUUAUUACACUCCUGUUACUCCUCACCUUCGAAGCCAGCCUGUUUUUAUUCAGUAUUCCAACCACAGAGAACUUAAGACUGACAAUCUACCUAAUCAAGCUCAGGAUGACCCAGAACAUGCACAUAACUUCUUUUCUAGCCUAUGGACAUACUUGCCAGAAGGUCAGAGAGCCCAAGCUGCACUGCAGGCUGUCAGUGCUGUCCCGUCGGGAAGUCUGGCCCUUCCUGGAGCUCCUACCAAUGAAGGCACAAUCCUACCUGGGCAGAGCCCUGUGCUCCGAAUAAUUAUUGAAAACCUCUUUUACCCUGUUACUCUGGAAGUUCUUCAUCAGAUAUUUUCCAAAUUUGGCACAGUCUUGAAGAUUAUCACCUUUACAAAGAAUAAUCAGUUUCAAGCCUUGCUUCAGUAUGCUGACCCAGUGAAUGCACAUUAUGCCAAAAUGGCUCUGGAUGGCCAGAAUAUCUAUAAUGCAUGCUGCACUCUGCGUAUUGACUUCUCCAAGCUCACCAGCCUUAAUGUGAAAUAUAAUAAUGACAAAAGCAGAGACUUCACUCGUUUAGACCUUCCUACUGGUGAUGGACAGCCAUCCCUUGAACCCCCUAUGGCUGCUGCUUUUGGUGCACCAGGUAUAAUUUCUUCACCCUAUGCAGGGGCUGCUGGAUUUGCCCCAGCCAUUGGAUUUCAUCAAGCUACAGGAUUAUCAGUCCCAGCUGUUCCUGGAGCUCUGGGCCCUCUCACAAUCACAUCCUCUGCUGUCACUGGAAGAAUGGCCAUUCCUGGGGCUGGUGCUUUACCAGGAAAUUCUGUUCUGCUUGUCACCAAUCUCAAUCCUGAUCUUAUCACACCACAUGGGCUUUUUAUCCUGUUUGGAGUAUAUGGUGAUGUACAUCGAGUGAAGAUUAUGUUUAAUAAGAAAGAAAAUGCCUUGGUUCAGAUGGCAGAUGCGAGUCAAGCUCAGCUAGCAAUGAACCACCUAAGUGGACAGAGACUUUAUGGAAAAGUACUUCGUGCUACACUGUCCAAACAUCAGGCAGUUCAGCUUCCUCGAGAGGGACAAGAAGACCAAGGUCUGACCAAGGAUUUUAGCAAUAGUCCUUUGCAUCGCUUUAAAAAACCUGGCUCUAAAAACUUCCAGAAUAUCUUUCCACCAUCAGCUACUCUGCAUCUUUCCAACAUUCCCCCUUCUGUUACAGUGGAUGAUCUGAAGAACCUUUUCACAGAAGCGGGAUGUUCAGUGAAGGCUUUUAAAUUCUUUCAGAAAGAUCGCAAAAUGGCACUCAUUCAGUUGGGAUCUGUGGAAGAAGCAAUCCAGGCCCUCAUUGAGCUUCAUAACCAUGACCUUGGAGAAAAUCACCACCUCAGAGUUUCCUUCUCAAAAUCUACAAUCUGAUUUUUCUGUGAAUUUUUCUCCUAAGAUUGGACCAUAAUUUCAGUAAAACCUUCAGACAUAGACUGAAGCAGCUCAAGACCAAUUCUGCCUCUUUCACAAAAGUAACUCUGGUUUGAUAUUCAAGUAUAUUUAGAAAAUCAAGGGAUGUUCUUUUUUUCCAUUUUUCCCCCUUGCCAGUAUGUGAUCAAAGGUUUGUUUUUCCUUUGUACCAUAGUUUCUAUGAAAAUAAUCUUUAGGGAAAAAAAAUCAGGAAAGGAAUUUUUUUUCAAUAAUUUAAUUUCCUAUAUUAAAUUGGAUUUCAAGAGGACAGACUUUCUUUUAGUUUGGGUCCAGAUCAGCCUUAUACAACAUUUCUAAAAUCCUUUGUACUUUGGAAAAAUUUAAACAUAUAGACUUUAAAAAAAAAAAACAAGUUUUUAACUUGAUGUUUCGAAGUUCAACCCCUAUAGGAAAUUAUGUUCACUUAUAAAUUACAUUAUUUGGCAUAUAUUAAUAGGUAUACAUAAACAGAUUGGGUUGUAUUGGAAGAAAAUUUAUAAACUUGCAUGUUUUCCUUCAAUGGUUUCUUUUUUUCCACUGUAAGACACUCCUUAGACUAGUACACACCUUCAAUUUUUUAAGACUCUUUGGAGAAAUGAAGUGUCUCAGUUGUCCCCAAGGAAAUUAAAUAGAAUCCAAGAUCUAUUAAGGUGUCAAAUUAAUUAUUAGUUUUAUUAGGAAAAAUCAUGGUUUAAAUUUCAAAAUGACACUAUUUGCUGAGUAAUAUGAUCUUGGAAAAUUUAAAAAGAAAAGUAAUCUACUUACAACUACUUUUUUUAUAAUUGUUUUCAGAAAAAAAGUUUACAGUCUUAAGGAAAAUAUUCAGGUCUAUCAUAUGGUUUGACAGAUUUUUUAAAAGUUAUUUUUGGUAAGGUCUUCUUUUAGAAAAAAAUUAAUCUCAAGGGUUUUUUGUACCACUAUAAUCUCUAAUACUUAUUCAGAAUUACUGUGUAUUUACUUAAUUUCUUAUUAUGUGCCUUAUUAUGUGCUUAUGAUACAAUAGGUUAGAAUUUUAUCUAAGUAUCUUGAAAGCUAUAUCGUGGGCUUGGUGAGCAUUUUGUUUUUUCUUUCCCUGUUUUGGUAAGGAUUUUAAAGUUUUUUCAUUGCAAUUUUAAGUGGUUUUCAAUAAGUAAUAGUUUUUAUUCAAAUUUUUGGUGCUUUGGUGCAGAGAUGGGGUGGGGAAGGGUGAAUGGUUUGGGGACUAUCUCAGUGCACACCUGUAGGCCUCUUCACAUCGUGACCAAUAGUGGUCGUGCAGUCAUUGACAGAGCGUACCAGUUUGGGACUAUAAAAUGCAAUCUCAGUUUCUGGAUCUUGUCUAACCUUUAUCACUCAUUAGAAUUUGUCUCAGGAUUACUUGGUUUUUCUCAGUACUCAAGUGACAUGCUUGUCUUUGUUAAUGUAACAUCAUUACUGAGUGCCCACAUACAUGGAGUAUGACAAGGUGGGCUCCUUUUUCAAUACUCUGUCCCUCUCUAUGGUUGAGUGUAAGAAUAUGUUUUAAUGUUGCUUCAGUGAUUCUAUAAUGUAAAAUUCUUUCUUUUUAAUGAGAAACUUUGCAUUUGUUAAUUAUUUUUUUCAGUGCUUGAUCCGAUUUUUUUAAAAUCAGUAUUUGUCAAGGGGAUCAUUUUUGUCCAUCCCUUUUACAGUUUUCAGAUCCUCAGAGUAGCUCAUCUCACCUUUAAAAACAAUAUCUCAAUUUCUUUCCUAUAUUCCAGCCAUUAGUUUGAAUGUUGGAAGAUUUUCACAAAAAAUUGGAGACUACAGAAGAUACUGUAGGUUCUUAAAAAGCAGAAUUCACUCAACACUGAGCAACAGGUAGUUGGUAGAUAGAAUAGGAAGGAGGACACUAAAUUUAGAAACCUUUCAGAUGACUCCAUUUUAGCAUUGACUGAAUAGAUAGGUAUAAUCAUUUAUAUAGUUUUUAUUUUUUUUUUCACUUAAUGUGUUUUUACUAAAACACUUGAGUAAGGGGGGAGGAAAAAAAAUUUUUUUUUUUUUGGGAGAGAAAUCUCCCAAAAUUUGCUUCUUUUUUCCUAACGUACAGGCACUAUUAUAAUUGUCAGUGACACAUUAAAUUGGAUUAUUUUGUUUGCUUUGAGUUAGGAAUUACUGUGUGAUUUAAUUCAUGAUUCUCAUAACAUUCAGUGUCAAUGUAGCAGAAGGGAGAUCAUAAUAGCAUUGAAUGUAAUUUUGAAGUAGGGAAUGACCUUUAAAUCUGAGAGAGAACAUUUGAAUCCUUUUCAGGGAGGGUGUGUGUGUGUGUGUGUGUGUGUGUGUAUGUGUGUGUGUGUGUAGAUAAAUAUAUAUACAUACAUGCACUCUUUAAUGUUGUACAUACAUAUGCACAGUACAUACAUUUUAAUUUAUUGACAAAAUCAAAUUAAGAUUUGGAAAAGUGAGAUAUUCUUACCUAAAAUAGUAUGCUUGAAAUCAUCAAUUUGUGUCUGAAAUUAGCUGUAGUGCAUGGAUAUUGUCCAUAUUGGGUUAUUUGCUGUUUGAAUUAUAGAGGUCUACAGUAUUUGUUUUGGCAUAGUUUCUGUAGAAAGAUUUAAAAAUAUCAGGGUAGUGGAAAAACUAAAUCUUUGUACUUUUGUUUUGGCAUGCAUUUAUUCAGUAUCUUCUGAACAAUGUUUGUUUUCGCUGUUGAGCUGUCAUAGUAUCCUAUUUUUAAGUUUAUUUACUUUAAGGAGUAUUGUCUUAUCACUUUUUGGAAAUGUCUUGACUUUUACACAAAGUAUAUAUAUUCAGGUCUUCAAAAAAUAGCAGUACAUGUUCAGCAGUAGCAAUUUAUGCCAAAAAGUUUUACUUUGAGAUUUAAAUAACUUGCAUAGCAGUAAAAUGUGUUUUGUGUGAGAUAAAAACAGAAAAAUGACCCAGUAUCUUAAUAUCUUAAUCGAUAACUUACUGGAGAGUAUCAGAAUUCCCAAUAGCUCCUAUAGAAUGACAUAAAUUGUUUAAGAUUGGUAAUCAGUUAUUUUUAGUAAUGUUUCUGAUUCUAUUGUUAAAAGUUACAGAUCUCACAAUUUUUAGAGACAGAAUUUCUGCCUGCUUAAUUCCUUAUGGGAGCAAUGCCUUCUUUGGCUCCUCCUAGGAUGGUGAUCAUUGGUGUCUACUUCAGAUGAUAAAAAGUUAACUCUCAUAAAUGUCUCUGUUCAUUUUCAUACAAACAUUUCAAAGCUGCUAUGUCAUUAGGCAGUGAAAUUUAUAUAGUGAAUAUAUUAUCAUGUAAUUUCUGUUCCCACUAAAUAUUUUUGGACAAAAGAUGACAAACUCAAAAGUAUGUGUCCGUCCCCCCCCCCCGCCCAGUGACUCACUUAAAAACCCUACAUUUGCCAAACUAUCAGUCUGUCUCUUCAAAAACCAAUGUGUACUGCUAUUUUUAAAACCAAAAAGACAGCAUGACUAUGCGUAAAAGCAUUUUUCUUAGCCUUUCCUUUGUCUUGAUCAGUUGUUAACAAGAAUAAAACUGCCAGACUUAAGAUAUUCUAUUGUGCUAAAAGAAAUACAGUUUAGAUUGCACAAAAGUUUUCCUUUAAAGAAAAUAGAGCUCAGCUGUCCUUCAAAAGAGCUGUGUUGUUAUCUAUAAGACUAUUUGCAGUCUUUUUUCACAGCAAAUUCUAAAAGUUAGUUAUGAAUGGUUUAAAAAGUAGAAAAUUACUAAAAAGUUUGGGGAGUUUUAUAAAGGGAGGAAAACAAAACAGGACCAAAGUUUAUGUGCCUUCUUCAGUAGUCUUAAUUGACCUUUUCUUCCUAUUUGAGACUAAGGUAGUAUCAGUAUUCUGGUUUUCAGGAAAUACAUACUAUAUAAUUUUAAAAGAAUGUUAUCCCACGGACUAUUCAUACAAGCAAAGAAUUGUAACUGUAUAAAUGAAGUCUCAGUUACAGUUUGCCUUUAUCACAUAAUAUUCAUUCUACAGCAUUUUGCAGGUCCAAGAAUGAGCUGCUCUACAUCUUUGUGGUAGUCAUUUUAGUUUUUGUAACCUGAGGCAUAUGUUCCAGAGAACAGGGAUAUUUGUCUGGUCCAGUGACCUUGGUGAUAAUAGUCAUGACUGAAAGCUGCUUAUAGCAAGCUUAAGUCAGCACUGUAAACAGAUUUUGUUGUGUUAAUUUUCAGUUUUUGAACCUACGUAGUAGUUGUAUUAACAGAUAUUUAAAUAGAUAUUUUUGAUGUCAUUUAAAAAAAACAAUAUGCUCUGGCCUUUCCCCCCCCCUUACCAUUGUUACCCAGAUCUUUUAAAAAUUCAUCCCACAUCCAAAAAGUACUAAUUAUAGAUUGCUGACCAAGCAAAGUUUUGCAUCAAAAUGUCACCUCAUUGCUCUGACCAAAGACUUACUGUUCUGGUUUUAACUCCUCUCAUUAAGCAUUUUUUCCCAAGCUCCUUUCUGAAAGAAGACCCAGUGCAAAGCGGCCUUUACUUUCUAUUUCCUGUUGGUGAAUAGACUACUUAAAGAAAAUGGGAGUAUAAAUGUGAACAGAACGGAUUAGGAUGACAAGGGUUUGAUGGGCAUUUUCAGUACUGUAUUUAAGAAAAACAAAAAUAGCACAGCUAGGAGCCUCUGACAUUGUCUUGUGUUUUAUGUGGUCUGUUCAUAAAAUUCCCUUUUUCAGUUUGUAAGAAUGUUCAUCUAAAAGUAGAAAAUGCUGUAAAUAUUUGUAACAACAUUUUUUUUAACCAGGCCAAAAAAGGGGAAAAAAAAAAGGUUUUUGGGAACAAGUUAACAUAUAAAGUGGUUUUAUAUAAAACAUCAAUUGUCUUGUAUAUUUUGAUAAGCAGCAGUACCAGCUUUCAUUUGUAACACAGUUUGUGGUGUUGGAAGAAAAGGAUUCUGUGAUUGUUUAAGUGAAUUAUGUUAUAAAUGCAAAGAGAAGAUAAAAUAUUAAAAAACAUAUUUUCUAAAUGCGUAGUGCAUGGUUAAUUCAAGCUUCUGUACUCUACAGUAUAUUCCAUUUUCGUUCAGUUUGUAUAUUUGCUGACUAUUACUUGAUAAUCUCUAAUCUCUUUUCCUAACAAGUAUAGCAUUGUAGCAUGCCUUUUAAUAAAUGUCAUGACAUCUGUACUCUCUUAAAAUUUUCCGUGUUCUUGUGUCUGUACUUUGGGUUUCCUCUUGUCUUACCUGUAAUUCUAAUGAUGUCAUACUUUCUUUU
Messenger RNA from Neomonachus schauinslandi (Hawaiian monk seal), 7009 nucleotides. RefSeq names its product polypyrimidine tract binding protein 3 (gene PTBP3). Lineage: Eukaryota; Metazoa; Chordata; Mammalia; Carnivora; Phocidae. Gene Ontology annotation, cellular component: nucleus. The transcript is spliced from 15 exons. Gene Ontology annotation, molecular function: mRNA binding. The record is from RefSeq and is a predicted model, not a curated record. Gene Ontology annotation, biological process: mRNA processing; regulation of RNA splicing. The coding region runs from base 184 to 1821 and encodes 545 amino acids.